CCAAGCGUCGCACGGAUAUCCUCACUCGGAUUGCUUUUACAUACCAGGUUUGUGAAGGCUCGCCAUCUACGACCUUACCAAAACGGUUUCUACACACAAACAAUUCGCGGAAAGGGAUACCAGAGCUCUGUCAACUGCUUGGAAUAUAUAUUUGAGUGUUUACGAAUUUGCAUUCGCUAUACGGCAGACUCAGAUCAGAGCUUUCCACACCUUUGCGUAACGUGGAGACGACGGAUGGUGAUGUGCGCAUUUGCUUGUGUAUUGGACGUGGAAAGAGGGAUCGGGUCGCACAGCAUUUAACCAGGACCAUUGUGAAACACUUUAGCUGAACCAGUACAUCAUCCUCUGGUUUUACGCAUCUCAACUCCAGCUUUGAGGUCCGCAGGACUGCACUGAAGCAUCCGAACCGCGCGCCACACCGCAAGAGAACCUAUACAGUUCGCGUAGCAGUUUUCGUUAAAAUCCCGUCUAAUGCCUCUUCUCUUCGGGUGAUCGGAACGUCCAAGACGAACCUAAAGAUUGCGAUGCCAGGACAGUGAGAAGGUGGAUCUCAGUUGUUCUUCCUGAACAGUGGCAUGGCUCCGUCCCGGAGGGACUGCAGAUGUGAGAUGAUCUUUCUGUCGGGAUGCAUGCUCCUGUCCUUCUUGGGAUUUCAACCUGCACUGGCGAAGGUUUGCCACGAUUACACAAGGCACGGCCUGGACAACAACUGGUACACGAGGGACGGUGAGAAGUUGCCCAUCAUGGUCCUGAUGCCGAUGAACGAAUCAGCGCUGAUGAGCAGCAUCAGUCAAGGCAUUGAGCCGGCCGUUCAGCUGGCCAUCCAACACAUACGCGAGUCCAGGCAGUACUCCUUCUCGCUCAUCACCAAAAUCUACGACACAGAGUGUGACAAUGCAAAGGGAUUGCGGGCUUUCUUUGAUGCAAUCUGCUACGGGCCAAAACAUUUGAUGAUCUUUGGAGGAGUGUGUCCAUCGGUGACUUCAAUCAUCGCCGAAUCAUUAGAGGGGUGGAAUCUCGUACAGCUUUCUUUUGCGGCCACAACCCCUGUGCUGGCAGACAGGAAAAAAUACCCAAACUUCUUCAGGACGGUUCCAUCAGACAAUGCUGUGAACCCUGCUGUGGUGAAGUUUCUCAACUUUUACAACUGGAGUAGAGUGGGAACCCUGACCCAGGAUGUCCAGCGGUUUUCUGAGGUGCGGAAUGAUUUGACCAAUGAGCUGGAAAAGGCAGACAUCCAGAUUGCAGACACAGAGAGUUUCUCUAACGAUCCUUGUGUGAAUGUGAAGAAACUGAAGGAUAAUGAUGUUCGGAUCAUCAUCGGCCAGUUUGAUGAGAACCUGGCCUCCAAAGUCUUCUGCUGUGCUUAUAACUUGAACAUGUAUGGCAGUAAGUACCAGUGGAUCAUCCCAGGCUGGUACCAGGGGAACUGGUGGGAACAGGCGAACUCCACAAACUGCACUACUAAGAAGCUGCUGACAGCCAUGGAGGGCUACAUCAGCGUGGACUUUGAGCCUCUCAGUGCCAAACAGAUUAAAGGAAUAUCAGGAAGGACACCACAUGAGUACGAGAGGGAGUACAACCGGGAGCGAGAGCAGAAAGGGGUGGAGGCCAGCAAGUUCCACGGUUUUGCCUACGAUGGCAUCUGGGUUAUAGCAAAGACCCUCACCCGCGUCAUGGAGCUCCUCAGGCACAAGGAGAGGCAUGAUAUGUACCACAACUUCACAGUGGAUGACCGUGAGGUGGGCAGGAUGGUCCUGGAUGUCAUGAAUGAGACCAACUUCUUUGGAGUGACAGGUCAGGUGAUGUUCAGGAAUGGGGAAAGAAUGGGGACUAUAAAAUUCACCCAGUUUCAAGAGGGUCAGGAGGUGAAGGUGGGCGAGUACAAUGCCAUUGCAGACAUACUGGACCUUAUCAACAACACCAUCAGGUUCCAAGGUGUGGAACCGCCCAAGGAUCGAACGUUUGUGCAGAAUAAACGUAGGCAAAUAAAUGUCCCCCUUUACAGCAUCCUUUCUACCAUUACCAUCCUGGGCAUGGUCAUGGCGGGAGCCUUUCUCUUCUUUAACAUCAAAAACCGGAACCACAGGUUGAUCAAAAUGUCAAGUCCCUAUAUGAACAACCUAAUCAUACUGGGAGGCAUGCUGUCGUACGCUUCCAUCUUCCUUUUCGGUCUGGAUGGAUCCUUUGUGUCGGACAAAGUAUUCGAGACCCUCUGCACUGUCCGAACAUGGAUCCUUAUUGUGGGUUACACAACAGCGUUUGGUGCCAUGUUUGCAAAAACCUGGAGAGUGCACGCCAUCUUCAAGAAUGUAAAGAUGAAGAAAAAGAUUAUCAAGGACCAGAAGCUCUUUAUCAUCGUCGGUGGGAUGUUGCUGAUUGAUUUGUGCAUUCUCAUAUGCUGGCAGAUUGUAGAUCCCCUGAAGAGAACUGUGGAAGAGUACAGCUUGGAGGCGGAUCCUCAGGGAAGAGACAUUGCAAUCCGUCCCUUCCUGGAGCACUGCGAGAACACGCACAUGACCAUUUGGCUGGGGAUUGUCUAUGCCUACAAAGGCCUCCUUAUGUUGUUUGGAUGUUUCUUGGCCUGGGAGACCAGAAACGUGAGCAUUCCAGCCCUGAAUGACAGCAAGUACAUUGGUAUGAGUGUGUACAACGUGGGCAUCAUGUGUAUCAUUGGGGCGGCGGUGUCCUUCCUCACACGGGAUCAGCCAAACGUGCAGUUCUGCAUUGUGGCACUGGUCAUCAUCUUCUGCAGUACCAUCACACUGUGUCUGGUGUUUGUGCCAAAGUUUAUCACAAUGCGAACAAACCCAGAUGCUGCCACACAGAACCGGAGGUUAAAGUUCACUCAAAACCAGAAGAAGGAAGAUUCCAAGACUUCCACGUCAGUGACGAGUGUUAACCAGGCCAACACGUCCCGUCUGGAUGGACUACAGACUGAUAAUCACCGCCUCCGAAUGAGAAUCACAGAGCUGGAUAAGGAACUUGAAGAGGUUACGAUGCAACUCCAGGACACUCCUGAAAAGACUCCCUACAUCAAACAAAAUCAUUACCAAGACGUCAACAAUAUCCUGAGCAUACGCAACAUCACGGACAGCAAAGAUGGAGACAAAUCUCUGAAGAAUCACUUAGAGCAGAAACCCCAGGCUCAGUGGGGAUCCAUGGAUCCGUCCAGGAUAAGCAGAGGUCCACUAGAAGACAUCAACUCACCAGAACACAUACAGCGCAGGCUCUCCCUGCAGCUGCCCAUCCUCCACCACGCCUAUCUACCGUCCAUAGGAGGGGUGGAUGCGAGCUGCAGCAGUCCCACAAGCAGCCCGGCCUCCAGCCCGCACCACAGACACAUGCCCCCCUCCUACAGGGUCAUGGUCUCUGGCCUGUGAGCCCUGCCCCAACCAUGUACUCUGAGGAUGCGAUCAGCUUUUCUUUUUUAAAAACAGACUGAGCAAUAUCAGCAGUUAACAGAAGUGUGUGAGCAACCCAGGGCGGGGGGGUCCAAAUCCUCAUGCAUCCGUGACCCCCCUUCCACCAUGGCCACAUCAGAGCAGAACUGAUCUUUCAGGCUAGGAGGGAGGUGACUGGAUGUCCUCACACUUGCAGUAACCCACCAAGUCUGCCAUUCUCUCUCAGUUCUGUCACCUCCCGUUCCUAACUCAGUGUACUCAAAGGCCGCCAAAACAGCACGAUCAACAAAGGACAGGAGCUUGUAGCCUUACCUGCUUCAAAGAUAUGGUUCUACUGGCAGCCUUUCAACUCCUUUGACAAUAUCCAUGCACACUGGUUCUGCUGGAACUUACUGGAAAGGGAUAUCGGACGAGACCGAGGACUCCUCCUAUUCACCAUGCCAACAGCCAUGUAAAUACCAUAUUGGAACAUCAAAGCGAGCUUUGAAUAUCCUGUGAAAUGAAUUAUUUGGGGGCAUAUUAUUCUGAUGAGGCCAGGUGCUCUGGAAAACUUUACAAACAGUGAUCAAACCAGGAAAUUGACACAUUCAACAUUACAAACUGUUCUAGAUGGGACACAGAAGACCUUUUCGCUUCUUACAACAGCCCCAGCUCAAUGCCGACGGGUCAGCUGGUGUCCUAAAAGAGCACAGUAUGAACCAGCUCACCCUGGAUUUACUUGGAUUCAACUUUGCACAAUGUUAGUAAGUGAUUCUAUCACACAGUUAACAUACAAUGUUCAAGUAUUGUCUCUAUACUCCCAAAUAAAUGGAUAUUUUAAAAUGUAUUCUGGUGCAAUGCCUUACAGAGUCAAAAUUAUUUUCUGUAGUUAAUCGAAGCAUCACAGAUGCUGUCGAUAGUGAUCAAGUUGCAUUUAGUCUGGAACAUUCCUGUAACAUCUUACAAAGAUGAAUGCCAUUGGUUUCAAUAAUAAAAAAUAAAAAAAGUGCUCAACAUAAGUGACACUUUUCAUAAAUGAAACUCUAUUCCUCCUGUGAAUGAUUCAUGGCUGGUAAUCUAUGGCACUCAUGGCUCAUUGUACAUCUUAUCUGAAUGUGCAUCUGUUCUUCUGGCCCUGGAAAUGGUAUGAUGAGAUCUGGAUUUUCUGUUCUCUUACCGUCACUUUUGGCUGUAGGCUUUUACAAAAGGAUCCAGCAUUCAUGGGAUGCUGGCUACUUAAAAACAUGGAGUUACAGUUACAAUGGCCCCAAAUGUGUGUUAUCUGGACACUUAAUGCAUGAAUGUCAUUGCAUUAGAUUACAAAAUAAAUGCCAUAACUACACUGAACAAAAGUAUAAAUGCAACACUUUUGUUUUUGCCCCCAUUUUUCAUGAGCUGAACUCAAAGAUCUAAGACUUUUUCUAUGUACACAAAAGGCCUAUUUCUCUCAAAUAUUGUUCACAAAUCUGUCUAAAUCUGUGUUAGUGAGCACUUCUCCUUUGCCGAGAUACUCCAUCCACCUCACAGGUGUGGCAUAUCAAGAUGCUGAUUAGACAGCAUGAUUAUUGCACAGGUGUGCCUUAGGCUGGCCACAAUAAAAGGCCAAAUUAUUGGAAGAUUUCCAUAGUGACUUCAUACAUCCACUUUCCUUGAGUAGUUGCAAAAAGCCUUUACUUGUAUUUCAGAAAUUAGU
Myxocyprinus asiaticus (Chinese sucker) is the source of this 5076-nucleotide messenger RNA. Its product is annotated as gamma-aminobutyric acid type B receptor subunit 2-like. Bases 576 to 3383 code for a protein of 935 amino acids. Lineage: Eukaryota; Metazoa; Chordata; Actinopteri; Cypriniformes; Catostomidae. The record is from RefSeq and is a predicted model, not a curated record. Gene Ontology annotation, molecular function: G protein-coupled GABA receptor activity. Gene Ontology annotation, cellular component: membrane; G protein-coupled receptor heterodimeric complex. The transcript is spliced from 20 exons. Gene Ontology annotation, biological process: gamma-aminobutyric acid signaling pathway; G protein-coupled receptor signaling pathway.